Molecule: messenger RNA, 2281 nt
Organism: Lepisosteus oculatus (spotted gar)
Lineage: Eukaryota; Metazoa; Chordata; Actinopteri; Semionotiformes; Lepisosteidae
Product: leptin receptor gene-related protein
Biological process (GO): negative regulation of growth hormone receptor signaling pathway; late endosome to vacuole transport via multivesicular body sorting pathway
Cellular component (GO): endosome
Source: RefSeq, a predicted model, not a curated record
GUCGAACACAGACAAGCCGAUGGUUUGAGGAAACGGGAAGUGAUCUUGCAUAUUAAAAAACAAAGGAAGAAAACUGCAGCUAAUUUGAAGAACAUGGCCGGGAUUAAAGCUUUAGUGGGGCUGUCCUUCAGUGGUGCGAUUGGCCUAACGUUCCUCAUGCUGGGAUGUGCCUUGGAAGAGUAUGGAGUGUACUGGCCUCUGUUUGUCUUGAUGUUUUAUGCUGUGUCACCUAUUCCUCACUUCAUUGCUAAAAGAGUGAGUGACGACACGGAUGCAGCCAGCAAUGCGUGUCGAGAGCUGGCAUAUUUCUUCACUACGGGGAUUGUGGUCUCAGCAUUCGGUCUCCCAAUUAUCCUUGCUCGGGUUGAACUGAUCAAGUGGGGUGCUUGCGGACUGGUAAUGGCAGGCAACACAGUGAUUUUCCUCACAAUCCUGGGCUUCUUUUUAGUGUUUGGCGGCAGUGAUGACUUCAGCUGGGAGCAGUGGUAGCUGUCCUGUUUAGACUUAUUGUCUAAACUUAUUGAUAUGCUUAUUCACAACAAACACAUUUUGCUUAACUGCUAUUUUAGGUAUUGUAUAGGAAGGAGGAACUGAAAACUAAACACUAAGACAUUAACUGCAAUCUCACUAUCACUAUUAAUUUGGCAUUAUUUUAUAAAUGCUGUGAGAGCCUUAGUAUCAGGUAUUCAUAUUUUUGUAUGCCUGCAACUCACUCAGGCAUGCUGAGAAUACCUUUUAUUACAGGAACCCAGUGUUCCCAUUUCUAUUUCUAUUAUUAUUUCCAGGUUUACCAUCCAUUUUCAAUAAUGUUUGACAAAGAUUCUGUGGUAUACUAAUCAGACUGUUUACAGGCUCUUAAUUCUGUAUGCCUCACACAUUUUUCCCAUAAAAAUGUACAUUUUAUAACAAUUGUAUUUUUUGCUACAUCACUUGUAACAGACAAGUGAAGAAAUGGUCAUGCACAUGUGAUUUUGAAUGAUAUAAAUUCAAAUUCAGUGAACUUCUAAACAGUAAUGUAUUCUGUAUUUGAAGGAGACAUCAUAUCAUAUAGUGGUUGGGUAAAAUCCAGUUGAUUGUAAUGGAAGAAAAUGCACUAUGUACAGUACAUUAACACUUGUAAAAUUUUUAGGAAGCGUAUAGUUUUAUAUUGUAAAACUGAUUAUGACACUAUAUUAAAGGUGAAAUGCUUAAUAUUGGUUGUGACAGGGGCUAAAAAAGGUAGCGAUUCAUACUAUAAAUAUUUACGAGCCUGUAAAUCUAGGAUGUUCACAAGGUACUUUACAAGGGGUUUCAUUUUGAAAGUGACAGAAGGCAGGUUUUUGAAGAAAACACUACAAGUCUACAACCAAUUUUAGAUGUGUAUCAUAAAAGGCUGACAACAUUUUGUCUUACAUUUGUUCAUUUUGACCAUGUAUGUGACUUCUCAAAGGUUAUUGGAGUUAAAUUCAGCGUGUGUGUAUACAUAUCUUUUACAUACAAGAUGUUAUAUACCAUUAUACUUUAAUUUGAGCAUCAUGCCAGCAUUGAUAAAUACACUGUUUUUAUUACAUUAAUGGCCUCAAUGCUGUUGUGUUCCAAAGCCUGUAUUUUUUUAACAGUAACCAUAUUAGUAUAUUAAUUCCAAAUUACUGAUAGAAUUGUCCUACAGUACCCAUGUUUUGAGUAUUUUUGUAUUUCCAACUGUGGUGGACAAUGCCAAAGAUAAUGUUUUAAUGUUUGUUGGUUUAACACUAGAAUACUACAUUCCUUUACCAAAGGUAGUACUCAGUUAUGUAUUUAGAGGCUCUAGUGUUAUGUAUGUGUGGUAUAAUACACGCUUAGAAAACAUAAAGCAGCAAGCCAAUGUUUUUUUUUCUGUUUUGUAUUGUGAAGCUCAAAUGUAUUCUUGGCUGUUAUGAAGUGCCUUUUCCAUUAAUGGUGAUUUUUUGUUCCUGUGUGUUGCACUAGGUAAUUUGUAUUACAAUGCUGAAUAGUAAACACAAAAACCUCUUCAAGUGCUCUUAUCUGAAUUAUAAUAAGAUGUAAUUAAAAACACCAGCUAAUCUUAUAUUCUUGUUGGUUUCAUGGGAUGGUAGGGGAAGUUUUGUAUUUGAAGAAAGUACUUUUAUUACUUUUUGAACUGUUUUGUGCCUAACAGUAUAUAAAAGUUUCUGUACAUGACAAUAUAGACACCAUUGAUAAAACCUAAUGCUAACUGGCAAAAAUAAUUUUGGCCUUCAAGCUUUGUAUAACCUAUUUUUACUAUCGGUCAUUAAAGCACCUACAAAUCUGUGUGAAGUUA